AUGUCUCCUAUCCCGUGGGAUCUGCCCGCCUGGGUGCCUCAGCGGUCAAGCGUUGCCUGCGCCCUGCUUGUUCUCACAUCAUGUGUGACAUCCACGACGCUGGGGUUCGAUGGCUCCAUGAUGAACGGUCUAAACAUCCUCCCAUCAUACACCGACUAUUUCACCUUGACCACGGCGACCAUGUCGCUCAACACGGCAUCGGUGUGGAUGGGCAGCAUCAUCGCCGCUUGUGUCUAUGCCAAAGUGCCGGAUUGGAUUGGCCGGAAAUGGGGACUGUUCUUCGGCGCCGUCUUCACCAUCGUCGGGGUCGUGAUCCAGACCGCAGCACAAAACAUUGCCAUGUUUGUGGUGGCUCGCAUUCUGAUCGGCAUUGGCACGGGCGCCUCGUCCAUCGCCGGGCCCGUCUACCUCGCCGAGACGCUGCCGGUGCGCUACAGAGCAUGGGGCCUCGGUAUCUUCUUCGACUUCUGGUAUGUAGGAGGCCUGAUUGCCGCGGGCGUCACCUACGGCACCGCGAAGAUGGACUCGACCUGGGCAUGGCGGCUUCCCUCGAUCCUUCAAGGUCUCUUCAGCCUGAUGUGCCUGUCGCUGCUCCCAUUCACGCCCGAGAGUCCUCGAUGGCUCCAUUCGCAAGGCCGGACCCAAGAAGCCCUGGUGGCUCUGGCGCAAGUGUGCUCGAACGGCAAUGUCGAUGAUCCAGCGGUGGUGAUUCAAUUCCGUGAGAUCUCCGAUACGUUGACAUUCGAGAAGACGUACGAGAAACCGGCGUUUAUGAAGCAGUUCGCCAACAGCGCCUCGACGCGCAAGAGGAUCUUCCUCGCCUGGACCGUGGCCGUCUUUUCGAUGCUCUCGGGAAACAACAUCAUCUCGUACUACCUCGGGCCGAUGUUGACCCAGGCCGGUGUGACGGACUCGACGACGCAGCUCGAGAUCAAUGUUAUCCUCAACGCGUGGUGCUUGGUGGUGGCUCUGAUCGGCACCGUGCUGAUGGAUAAGCUGGGCCGGAAAACUCUGGCCGCCGCGUCCACCGCAUUCUUGACCGUCUUCCUCUUCCUCAUCGGCGGCCUGACCAAGGCGUACGGCAACUCGACCAACCAGUCAGGCAUCUACGGCACGGUGGCCGCCAUCUUCCUCUUCCAGGGCGCGUACAGUUUCGGCUGGACGCCUCUGACGGUGCUGUAUCCGCCCGAGGUGCUGAACUACAGCAUCCGCAGCGUGGGCAUGGGCAUCUACACCUUCUGGGCCAACGGCGUCGGGUUGAUGGUCACCUUCGCCUUUCCGUAUGCCCUCAGUGCCAUCUCCUGGAAGACGUACAUGAUCAAUGGCGCCUGGGAUGUUCUGGAGCUGGUCAUCAUCUUGGUCACCUGGGUCGAGACCAAGGGCCGCACCCUCGAGGAGAUCGACGAGAACCUCGACGGCCAGCUUCACAGCGAUGUGCCCACGUUGCAGACCAUCAUGGGUGUCGCCCCGCAGGAGAGGGAGGGCAUUAUCGGGGCUUUAGAUCUGGGUGCCGCAAAGGAGAUUGAAGCCACUGGCACCGUGGUAGAGGUGUCGAAGGGCUGA
Capronia epimyces CBS 606.96 is the source of this 1563-nucleotide messenger RNA. RefSeq lists its product as uncharacterized. Lineage: Eukaryota; Fungi; Ascomycota; Eurotiomycetes; Chaetothyriales; Herpotrichiellaceae. The coding region runs from base 1 to 1563 and encodes 520 amino acids. Gene Ontology annotation, molecular function: carbohydrate:proton symporter activity. Gene Ontology annotation, cellular component: membrane. The record is from RefSeq and is a predicted model, not a curated record. Gene Ontology annotation, biological process: carbohydrate transport; transmembrane transport. The transcript has 2 exons.